Molecule: messenger RNA, 2618 nt
Organism: Hyaloscypha bicolor E
Lineage: Eukaryota; Fungi; Ascomycota; Leotiomycetes; Helotiales; Hyaloscyphaceae
Product: PAP1-domain-containing protein
Exons: 3
Coding region: 398-2332 (644 amino acids)
Cellular component (GO): RNA polymerase II transcription regulator complex
Molecular function (GO): transcription cis-regulatory region binding; DNA-binding transcription activator activity, RNA polymerase II-specific
Source: RefSeq, a predicted model, not a curated record
AAAUCAACUUCCCCUCCAUGCUUCCCGACCCCCCCGACCCACCCUCCUCACCACCAAUUACCCCCAUGAUCACUCGAUGCGCAUCUUUGCAGCCAGAAUCUGGAACGAAGAGACACUUCUCGCCACGAAUCCCUUUCCGGCCACAUAUUCCAGGACGCAAUAUUUGCUCAAGGUCGUGAGGUAACCUCCACUUUCCUGCUCAAGGGUCCACCCAGGCGGCAUAAGCUAGCUUACAUACACUGCUUUUCUUUCCAAACCGUUUUUCCUCCACAACAUCACCUCAACAACACGUCAAGAACAGCGUUUGAGGAGUCGGUGGCCCCUUACGCACUAGUAUAGGGCUUUCAUUGACGCCCUUUACGAAGCCAAUUCCCUCCGGGCGGUAGAGAGAGCUCCUAUGGAUACUACCAUAGCCAAGAGCAACACGAUCAGUCCCAAUCUCACAUUAUCCGCAAGGCAAGAACAACUUCUUUACGCAGCUCUCAAUUCGAACAACAAGUUCGCCAACAUUGACACUUCGAAUAAUCAAUCAACCGAUUCCUUUGCAAUGGCACCUGGUUCUUUCACGGAGUCCCCGCUCCAAGCUCCGGGUUCCGGAACUUUGAACGGGUUCGACGACAGCCCUUUCAUCGACUACGACUACGAAUUUGAUGCCGAUGGCAGCUUCGAUUAUGAUUUCAGCAAUGAUUCUCAGGGCCAGAUGAUUGGAAAACUCCCCGGAUCCUCCUCAGAUGGUGAUGCUGAUGUCCAUGAUAAGCGAGGCCAUCCCGAUGACGACGGUGAUGAGGAGGGAGGUGGCGGAAAGAGAAGAGAAGGCGACGAGAAGACAACCAAAAAGCCUGGCAGAAAGCCCUUAACGUCCGAGCCCACUUCUAAGCGCAAGGCUCAAAAUCGUGCCGCUCAACGGGCAUUCCGGGAACGCAAGGAAAAGCACCUCAAGGAUUUGGAGACAAAAGCGGACGACCUACAGAAAGCUUCGGAGUCAGCAAAUCACGAAAACAGUAUCCUGCGUGCACAAAUUGAAAAAAUGAGCAUGGAAUUGCGGGAGUAUCGCAAGCGGUUUUCAUUGACUGGAGGGGUUGGCCGUAGCCCCUCCUUGAACAAUGGAAUAGCGCCAUACCUUUCCGGCAAGGGCCUUGGAAACGGAGCCGUCAACAACCCUAACGACGUCAACUUCCAGUUUGAAUUCCCAAGAUUUGGUCGUCUUCCUGGCCCUCCAGCUUCGACCACAGCAACAGUGACCGGCAACAGAGGUUCCACCUCACCGUCUGUCACAUCACAGCAGGUGCCGAGCCCUAUUGAGAGAGGCCAGAUUAGUCCUCGAAACCAGUCAUUGCAGUAUCCUACCACCAAUGGUUCCACAACCAGUGUCUCCAAUACUGGAUUGAACCAGACACCUGCUCAAGCCGAUGGCGGGGACAUGUCAAGCCUUUCGGGACUCUUUAGCCCUUCUAUCCUUGACAGCGUCGGAAAGACUCCACCAUUUGAUUUCUUCGCAAGCGCAGCCAAUGCUGUUUCAAAUGGCUCAAGAUCAAGCACAGAUUCCGCCAAUGGAACUAUGAGUACUGGGCACAACACAUCAUACAGUUCACCAUCAGCCUCGUCGAACUCUAAUCACGGUGCUAGCUCGUCUUGCGGUACUUCUCCGGAGCCUACGAUGCAGUCACCGGUCUACAGCAAGCCUGCGGAUGUUACACUAACAACAAUUGGAGAAGAGAACCCUGGUGCCUCUGGAGAAGGUGAGCUCACCUUCUGCGAUAAGCUCAACAUGGCUUGUGGCAAUCCAAACAAUCCCAUUCCCCGUACAAUGUCUGAGACUGGCACUUCAGGAAACCUCGAGACUCCCGCUUUUGAUAUCAAUGGCAUUGACUGGUACGCCCAACAAAAUGGCAACCAAUUUGACCCCCAACUUUUUGGCGACUACCGCGAGCCACAGGAGAACAUUCUUGCGGGAGAGCCUUUCAGCGAUAGCUUCUUUUCCGAAGCAUUCGCUCUUCCGGAUUUCAACAGUCCAUACAAUAUUGCACCAAGUCCUGUUCCACCUAAGAAGGACCUAGUAGCUCAGAUUGACGACAAGCAAAACGAGGAGGACGAGGUUGUACCAGGAGAGGAUAUGACAAAGAUGUUGAACUGCAACACUAUCUGGGAUCGUCUACAAGCUUGCCCGAAGGUCAAAGAGGGCGAAUUCGACCUCGACCUUCUUUGCAAGGAUCUGCAGAAGAAGGCGAAGUGCUCUGAAACCGGCGCCGUGGUCAACGAAUCGGACUUCAAUAAGAUCAUGAAGACAUAUGCUGAUCAGAAGACCAUUGAUCCUAAGAAGACAAAGGCCUAGUCGUAUGCCCCUUGCAACAAUAGCAUUUCUGGAUUGGAGGCGUUAUCACAUUAAAAGGCCUUCGGAAGAUGUGUCACGGAUAGGAUUCGGCGGUGCUAUAUUGGCGUCAUGGCUGUACUGGCCCUUUGGGAAUUUAAGGAAUAAUGGUUAUGUUCCAUUGGAAUUGUUUUGGCACGGGGGUAUUUUUUGACCCUUAGGAUUUGACGAUACAUCAGGCGUUGGAGUUGGUCAAUUUAUGCCACAAUACAAUCACUUACUAUCAACACUGGUUGAUUUAUACCUCCCG